UUUUUUUUUUUGAAGAAAUGGAUUCUGUCAAACAAGAUUUAGGUGCCCUCAUCAAGAAAUACGACGAGUUCAUUACCCUUAAACUAAAACCUUCGUUAAAAAAGGAAUUGGAUGAGCGAGAUGCCAUAUUCAACUCCAUUUCAGAAUAUCAGAAACUAAAGACACAAAUUCAAACAAUACAAGAGAAUGAUCUAAAAGAACUCAAGACGAUGGUUGAUCUUGGAUCUCAAUUUUAUGCACAAGCACACAUACCUGAUACUCAAUAUAUUUAUGUUCAUGUUGGCUUUGGUUUUCAUGUACAGUUCACAUUAGAUGAAGCCAAUGCGUUUAUCACUAAAAAACAAGAUCAAUUACAAAAUUUAGCAGACAAACAUACUAAAGAAGCAGACAAAAUACGAGCUCAUAUUAAAAUGGCACUGGAGGCUAUCUCUGAAAUCUUGAUGAAUUCAGCUUGAAGGUUUUAACCGCGUAGAAUAAAAAAUCAAAUAUAUAUAUAUAGACCCUUGACAUCAUGGUUUCAUUUAAUUUUAUUUUCCCGC
Messenger RNA from Gilbertella persicaria, 539 nucleotides. RefSeq names its product Prefoldin subunit-domain-containing protein. The record is from RefSeq and is a predicted model, not a curated record. Gene Ontology annotation, molecular function: transcription corepressor activity. The coding region runs from base 18 to 455 and encodes 145 amino acids. The transcript is spliced from 5 exons. NCBI's taxonomy places the organism in Eukaryota, Fungi, Mucoromycota, Mucoromycetes, Mucorales, Choanephoraceae. Gene Ontology annotation, biological process: negative regulation of transcription by RNA polymerase II.